AAGCGAAAAAAAGAGAAGAUGCAGGCUGGAAAAGGAGAGGAUUAAGGCGUGUAUGUGUCUGGGGGAGGAGAGGACAGACAAGGCCUCGGUUAUGACCAUUGCAGUCUGCCAGUUGUCUCGUCGUAGGAAAUGCCGGAUGCGUCUGCUUGCACCAGAGAAAGGACACAAAGGCUGAGCUUUAUUGGUGAUAUUUAGCUUAGACAGCCAGGUUGUAACCUUAAGAAAAACAACCCAAUUGCCCGUGAUAAAAGGACCGUUAUAUAGCACCCAAAUAACCUCGCCCCACUCUCCGUUUUUAGAUUGCUUUCAAACCCACAAACCUGUAGACACUGGGUAGCACAUGUUGGGAGCUGUUUUGAUAUUUUAAUCCCCAGUAAUGGUUUGGACACAUUUCUGCACGUUUUACUUAAUUUAUAAAAACCUUGGUAUUUUUAAACCAGCCGCUAAACCACCAAAAAUGGGGUUGGACGAUUAUUAACGGACACCAUUAAAUUAGUCAAUUAAUUCAUUAAUAAAAUAAUCACAUCCACCACACCUUUUUAGGAUGUGACAAUUUGACGUUGUAAAGUGUUUUAAAGUCGCCCCCACCCCUAACACAAACUCCACUCACACACACUCCUUUGUAUCACACUAUGUUCGAUUACACUAAUAUAAGAUCUAUUGACAGAAGUUAUAACUUUUAUUGCUUAUGAAACAAAAUAUUUCCCAAUAAAGGCUUGAGGAUUUCCCAUUAAAAUAUGGUGGGGAAAAUGGUGGCCAUUUAGUUUAGCAGCAGGCUGAUUUAUUAUUUAUUGUUCUGUCCCACGGUCACGUGUUUGGGGCACCCUAUCCAGUCUUGGGCAAGGUCCAAUUUUCUGGACGCAUUGAGCCCCUAGCUGAUGCACGAAAGCAGUACAUUUUAUUCAAUGAAUCAGAUUUUUCUAAACAUUGCAACACAGUAACAUAUUCCAUACAUAUUUUUGGGGCUUUUGCAUUUUCGCAAUGUCGACGAUGGGGAGUUAUUACGUUGAAUCGCCUCUCAUUUCCGAGCAAGAAGACAUGGCACCGAGGUACUCGUCGUCUGCAGGGGUGGAGCAGGCGAUGCUCUCCGGAUAUGGCGGUCAGGAAUCUUUCCCUUUGCAGGCAAAAUCUUCUAUUUUUGGUGGAUCUUGGAGUCCUAUCCCGACACACCCUCCAAACACAACGGCUCCGACCUAUAUACACCACCACUACACGAGCGGGGACAACGAUGGUAUGUUUACGCGCUCCUGGGCGUUGGAUCCGGUCUCUGCGUCGCUGUGUUUGACGGGAUUACCAUCGACAACCAUGCAUUAUGACAUAAAACCCGAGCCUAUGAUCGGGACUGCUGAAUGUACGACGUUGGAGACGCACACACCUCUUUUGUCUGACAUUGAAAAUGGAGCGUCCCUUACGGAGAUUUCCUGCGAAAGCACUUCUACAUCUAAAGCCACUGAAGAUAAACCGUCAGUAGAAGACAAGGAGGAGAUAAAUGCAAACGACCCAUCGUCCAACUGGCUUCACGCGAAGCCCUCCAGAAAAAAGCGUUGUCCAUAUACAAAGCAUCAAAUCCUAGAACUGGAAAAGGAGUUUCUGUUCAACAUGUAUCUCCCCCGGGAUCGUAGAUACGAAGUGGCAAGAGUCCUGAGUUUGACCGAGAGACAGGUGAAAAUCUGGUUUCAGAACCGCAGGAUGAAGAUGAAGAAAGAAAACAAACACCAGCGGAGAGACAGUUAGCGUGGCUUUGGACUGAUGUGGGACUCCAGGAUGAGGGGGGGG
Molecule: messenger RNA, 1776 nt
Organism: Gasterosteus aculeatus aculeatus (three-spined stickleback)
Lineage: Eukaryota; Metazoa; Chordata; Actinopteri; Perciformes; Gasterosteidae
Gene: hoxa9b
Product: homeobox A9b
Biological process (GO): DNA-templated transcription; proximal/distal pattern formation; anterior/posterior pattern specification
Cellular component (GO): nucleus
Molecular function (GO): DNA-binding transcription factor activity, RNA polymerase II-specific; RNA polymerase II cis-regulatory region sequence-specific DNA binding
Source: RefSeq, a predicted model, not a curated record